CACUAUCGUCCUCUCGCCUAUAAGUGAACAAGCUUACAAUAAGUCUGCUGUACGUUUUCAACCGCUUCUUAUUACUGUACUACCAUUACUGUUCAUUCCUAUAAAAUUCUUACAUGGACCCCUCCUUUCUUUCUUUUCCCUCUUAUUCAGCUCUCGUCGUCUAUCAGGACCGUUCACAAUGGGGCCUGUUGACGAUACCUUCGGCCUCAGUAAAGAAUUCUACCAGUUAUGCCUGGACACCACCCCCAAGCAACUGGGAAACCAGUCGCCAGUCUCUAUAACAUCGACCCUCACCUCACCCACUACCCGCACGCUCGUCAAGCUCGGCAUCAAUGAGGGCAGCGCCGCCAACUCAUCCCGUCUGACUGACCAUUACCCCGAUGCGUUCACCGACUUUCAUGGUACUCCUAGUGGUGCUCCCUGCAUCUUCAAGACAGGUCCUGCUUGGCCUAAACCCAAGGGUCCAGAAGCGCAGCCCUAUGUUCGCGAGUUACGUGCUGUCAACGGCCACCCUAUCACAAAAUUCUGGCCCAAUAUUCGUGCAAAUAUCGGGAAAUGCCUCACCUCUCGCCGCAUCAAGUGGAGCUCCGUCGAUGCCAUAGGCUUCGCCAAUGCUGGGGAAAAGAAGCCCUUCUGCCCACUUCUGGUAUGGCUCGGCGUGCUGCCCAACACUCUCCCCUUCAAGGAUGCAAAGGCUGCUGCUGAGUAUAUCAAGGGUGCUAUCCUCAGCCAAACUGGCUUUCCCGGGAUUGAAGUCGCGUUCCGUGAGUCAGAGGCGACCCUCUCCGUUCGUGGCCCGAAGCUCCUCUCCCUCGAUCCCCUCCUCCACCCCGUCCCUGGCUUCCGAAAGCCCUUCACGCCCACGCUCGGCCUCUCCAUUGCCCCACUCAAAACACCCCACUAUGAGGGCACCGGCGGCCUCUUCUUCCGCCUCAGAAAUGACCAAAACAGCGUUGUCCUUCUCACCGCUGCCCACGUCGCUCGCCCUCCCACCGUCUACCCCAACCUGGGAAUGACGCACGGGGAAAACAGCCAGCCCCGUGAGGAGAUUGUCGCUCUUGGCAACAAGGGUUACCAGGACGCUACAAAUGCUAUUGUGACCCAAAUCGGCACCCUUAUCCGCACUAGCGAUGUGUGGGAGAGUAAAAUUACCAGGCUGCGCCAGCUCACCAACCAUGGCGAGAAUCCAGAGGCUACCAAGAGGCUCAAGGAGGCCCAGCAGGAGAUGGACAAGGUGAAAAGGACAAUCGAAUCUUUGGAUGAGCUUCACAGCAAUGUUACCAAACUCAUGACGAACCCGAACCAGCGAAUUGUCGGCUUCGUCCUCCACGCCGACCCCAUCGGCGUCUCCAAUGAUGGAUACAUGCACGACUGGGCCUUUAUCGCGCUCUCCGAGAAGAUUGACUGGCACUCCUUCAAAGGAAACAAGAUCUGGGUUGGUGAAGACCUUGACUUUGGCGGACUCAUGUUCCCACAUCCCAAUGACCGGGCAGCCUACAGGAUCCCAGAAGAUGGCCUCCUCCAGGUCCUUGGCGUCGUGCCCGAGAAUGAGAUGCGGCAUCCCCAGCAACUCAACGUGCAUGGCGACAAGGCAUUGCCUGUCAUCAAGAAUGGCAUGGCCACGGGCACCACAGUGGGUUGGCUCAACUCACUUGAAUCUCUCGUUCGCUACUACCCAUCGUACGCUGGCGGCCCGGGCAAUAAGUUCACGGCUGUCGAGGUCACCAUUGUGCCCUAUGGGAGUAGCCGUGGUGCCUUCUCUGCCAAAGGAGAUUCUGGUGCUGUUAUCCUUGGCAGAGAUGGCCGUAUUGUGGCCCUGCUCACCGGUGGUGGUGGCUUGACAGAUGCGACAGACGUAACUUAUGGGACGCCAUACUGUAAACUCGAACGACAUAUCAAGAAUGUCUAUCCCAGCUGCCACCUCUACCCGGUCGUCAACUAAGGUAGGUUUGUCUCGUGCUUUUCGCGCAUAACUGACACUACCGUGUAAACUAUGUAUCUAUCCAUCUGUCUGUCUCUGUGAUAUACAGGUAGGUUGUGCUUGAUUUGUCGUGUAACAGGCUUCUUUGUCAUUCUAUAUGUUGUACUAUACGUUGUACUUUGUACUGAAUAGUGUGUUUUUCUAAUUUGCAUGUGUUUAAGUAAAGGUUCGGUCAUUUUUCCUCGAACAAGGUGUAUAGAGUGUGCUUCCAAUGCUCAG
Molecule: messenger RNA, 2200 nt
Organism: Marasmius oreades (fairy-ring Marasmius)
Lineage: Eukaryota; Fungi; Basidiomycota; Agaricomycetes; Agaricales; Marasmiaceae
Exons: 3
Coding region: 179-1942 (587 amino acids)
Source: RefSeq, a predicted model, not a curated record